Heterobilharzia americana is the source of this 705-nucleotide messenger RNA. Lineage: Eukaryota; Metazoa; Platyhelminthes; Trematoda; Strigeidida; Schistosomatidae. The record is from the annotation of a GenBank genome assembly.
CUCACAUGGUGAUUCCGUCAUAGAUGAGCAAUGCUACGAAGACACUUUUAACGGCCAUGUCUCAAAGCCAUAUAACGGGACAGAACGGACUACAGAGAAGUAUUAUUAUUACUAUUUAUCGCUUGGGUUCCUAGUGGAACAUAAGGCUUCAGUAGCACAUCUCCGUUCCACUCUGUUCUCUGCAAUCUUUCCAACCUGGCUCCAUGACUGCCCAGAAGUUCUCAUUUCUCCCUUCCACGAUCUCCAUGUCACCCUCGGACGCCUAAGCAGAGAAGUAUACUCGUUCUUUAUUAGUUAGUCGGAUAUCUCACCAGUCGGCACCCCAAAUGAGGCAUGUUGGCAAAUGCCGAAUAGGCCGUCUAUAUCCGAGUUGGGAUUUCGUCAGCAACCAGCCCGUUAGAGCUGAUGCAACUUUCCAAGUAAGUGAAGUGGUCGCCACACCACCACUUCACUCCCCUAUCAUAAAGCUGAGAGUAGUUGCAGACCAGUCCAGAAGCAUCAUCUCACAUUUAACAGGUGAGAAACCCAUGCCAAACACAGUCAGAUUUCUGCUCAAGGCGUCCGGAAGACUCUGCAUUCUGUCAGCGUCUUCACAUAGCGGGACAAUGUCUUCUGCAUACUCCAAGUCAGCCAGAUGACCUUCAUGGAGUAGAUCAAUCCCUGUGAAGUCAGAGGUACCUAAGGUUAUAUACAUUAGUAUGUAUA